Messenger RNA from Oryctolagus cuniculus (rabbit), 11104 nucleotides. It is a transcript of the gene EBF1, whose product is annotated as EBF transcription factor 1. Gene Ontology annotation, molecular function: DNA binding; DNA-binding transcription factor activity. The record is from RefSeq and is a predicted model, not a curated record. Lineage: Eukaryota; Metazoa; Chordata; Mammalia; Lagomorpha; Leporidae. Gene Ontology annotation, biological process: regulation of DNA-templated transcription.
UGACCACUACAAAAUAAAAAAAUAAAUAAAAUACGCAAAAAAAAAAAACAACACUCAAACCAAAAUCAACCAACCAAACAACCCCCAACAGCCAAGCAUACAUCUCUAAUUUUUUUAUUUUGGUCUUUUCGUUGGAUUUUCCCUUUUUUCUUUUUUUUUCUCUCCUUUUUUUUCUAGUUAUCGCUCAGUUUUGAGCGAAGGUUUACAUUUUUAAAAAAUUUGCUUUCCAGCCCGCCUUGAUCUUCUAACGCGAGUUCAUCUUCUCCAAAAAAAAAUCUGGUUGGCGUUUUUCUUUGCCUUUUUUUUUUUUUUUUAAUAUUUUCAAGGGGGAGGAGAUUUUCCACAAGAAAAGGUUGUUUUCAUGUUUGGGAUUCAGGAAAGCAUCCAACGGAGUGGAAGCAGCAUGAAGGAAGAGCCGCUGGGCAGCGGCAUGAACGCGGUGCGGACGUGGAUGCAGGGCGCCGGGGUGCUGGACGCCAACACGGCGGCGCAGAGCGGGGUGGGUCUGGCCCGGGCUCACUUUGAGAAGCAGCCGCCCUCCAAUCUGAGGAAAUCCAACUUCUUCCACUUCGUCCUGGCCCUCUACGACAGACAGGGCCAGCCCGUGGAGAUCGAGAGGACAGCCUUUGUGGGGUUCGUGGAGAAGGAAAAAGAAGCCAACAGCGAAAAGACCAAUAACGGGAUUCACUACCGGCUCCAGCUCCUCUACAGCAAUGGGAUAAGGACGGAGCAGGACUUCUACGUGCGCCUCAUUGACUCCAUGACAAAACAAGCCAUAGUGUACGAAGGCCAAGACAAGAACCCAGAAAUGUGCCGAGUCUUGCUCACACACGAGAUUAUGUGCAGCCGCUGUUGUGACAAGAAAAGCUGUGGCAACCGAAAUGAGACACCCUCAGAUCCAGUGAUAAUUGACAGGUUCUUCUUGAAAUUUUUCCUCAAGUGUAACCAAAAUUGCCUAAAGAAUGCAGGAAACCCACGUGACAUGCGGAGAUUCCAGGUCGUGGUGUCUACGACAGUCAACGUCGAUGGCCAUGUCCUGGCAGUCUCUGAUAACAUGUUUGUCCAUAACAACUCAAAGCACGGGCGGAGGGCGCGGAGGCUUGACCCCUCGGAAGGUACGCCCUCUUAUCUGGAACAUGCAGCUACUCCCUGUAUCAAAGCCAUCAGCCCGAGUGAAGGAUGGACGACGGGAGGCGCAACUGUGAUCAUCAUAGGGGACAAUUUCUUUGAUGGGUUACAGGUCAUAUUCGGUACCAUGCUGGUCUGGAGUGAGUUGAUUACUCCUCAUGCCAUUCGUGUGCAGACCCCUCCUCGGCACAUCCCUGGUGUUGUGGAAGUCACAUUGUCCUACAAAUCCAAGCAGUUCUGCAAAGGGACGCCAGGCAGAUUCAUCUACACAGCGCUCAACGAACCCACCAUUGAUUAUGGUUUCCAGAGGUUACAGAAGGUCAUUCCCCGGCACCCUGGAGACCCUGAGCGUUUACCAAAGGAAGUAAUACUCAAAAGGGCUGCAGAUCUGGUGGAAGCACUGUAUGGGAUGCCACACAACAACCAGGAAAUUAUUCUGAAGAGAGCAGCUGACAUUGCAGAGGCCCUGUACAGUGUGCCCCGCAACCACAACCAGCUCCCAGCUCUCGCUAACACCUCGGUCCAUGCAGGGAUGAUGGGCGUGAAUUCCUUCAGCGGACAACUGGCUGUGAACGUCUCGGAGGCAUCACAAGCCACUAAUCAGGGUUUCACCCGCAACUCAAGCAGUGUGUCACCCCAUGGCUACGUGCCCAGCACCACCCCGCAGCAAACCAACUACAACUCAGUCACCACAAGCAUGAAUGGCUAUGGCUCUGCUGCCAUGUCCAACCUGGGCGGCUCCCCGACCUUCCUCAACGGUUCAGCUGCCAACUCGCCCUAUGCCAUUGUGCCAUCCAGCCCCACCAUGGCCUCUUCCACAAGCCUCCCUUCCAACUGCAGCAGCUCCUCGGGCAUCUUUUCCUUCUCACCAGCCAACAUGGUAUCAGCCGUGAAACAGAAGAGUGCUUUCGCGCCUGUCGUCAGACCCCAGACCUCCCCGCCUCCCACCUGCACCAGCACCAAUGGGAACAGCCUGCAAGACCAGUCUUUUGUGGACUCUAGCAAAUUCUCCCCUGCAGGGUCUCUCCCAGGACUGGCCUUCUCCUGAAAUAGGUCAUUCAACCCGUUGCCGCUGUCAGAGUGAACGUGUGCAGGGUAGAGAGCAGAGAGGGGACGAGCCGUGGCCAGAUUGGAACCGUGAGACCCAAGCAUUGGACACCGAAGGCCAAAAGUUUACUUAUUCCUGGGAAUCGGGAAUCCCAAAGCACUACUAGAAUAUUUCAGUUCAUAAUAAAAUUAUUCACUCUAUUCCCAACCAUGAAAUGUGUAAAACAACAAAAUUGCCAAGAGUUGACUUUUCAUUCAAUGAGAAAAAAAGAUACUGAUGUUUGAAAAUGAGUCCAACAUUUCAUCCAUGUUUCUUAUGUACUGUGCAUCACAUUGUGAUGUUGGCUUGAAUGCUGUCCUUUGCACCCCACAGCAGGACCUACUUUACAGAUGAGAAAACUAAGGGUAGGGAUUCUAAAUUAUUGGACUUCCUGGUGUGAGACAGAUACUUGCUUCAAACUUGGGCUUCAUCUCCCAAGCUCUUUGUUUCUCACAGAGGAUAAAAAGGACACAUCCAGGAUUCUCAAAGCAGCCAGUUGGGUAAUAAGAUCAAUACAAUAAUCAACCACCAUCUAUUGAGCACUGAACAGUGUGUCAGGUGCCAUGUUGAGCACGGAACAGGCUUUAUCUCAUUGGACCCUCACAAUUUCCUGAUGAAGUAUGAGGACUCUUAUCACCACCACGUACAGAUAAUAAAGCUGAAGCUUAGGAAGAGUAAACACCUGCCCCCAGGCAUAGCCAAUGGAUGGCAGAGGUGAAUAUAACCCAGCAGGGCCUGUGUCCUCCUGACAGUGUCUUCCUCCAGUAUCUAGCACUUCACUAAUUGAGGGCCAGGGUGGGGUCAACAGAGCAAGCACAUGUCUGGGAUUCCUCAGCCCUGCCUUCUAUGGAUAAGUACAGGCAUGUUUUUCCUAAUGUACAUAGACUCUGUGCUGGAUGUUUACUAGUGAUGCAAGUGUAUGUUGCUUCUUUCAAAGACCUAUGAGGUCAGCCCUGUCCCCAUGUGUAUAUGCGGGAGAAAUCAAGGCACACUUUGCUAAAGGUCACAGAGUUAGUAGAUUGUAGACCAAAAAUGGAACCCAAACCAUGGUAUCCAGAGCUGCAGCAUGGAAUCACUUUCUUUUCAUGCCCACAGAAGAACUACCCAAACAUUCCUUGGAAUCCUGCCAGCCAGUCUGCCAAGCACAGCCAAAGCUCCUUAAUCUAGUGCACAUUGGCUAACCCUUCUCCCCCCUCUUUUCCUUUUUUUAUUUAUUUGAUGGGGAGAGAGAGAGAGAGUGUGAGAGUGAGUGAGAGAGCAGUCCCAUUGACUUACCCAUUCCUAAAAUGCCCACAACUACUGGGAAGUCAAAGCUGGGAUCCAGGAACACAUUUGAGUCUCCCAUGUGAACAGCAGAAACUCCAUAACAUGAUUCUUGGGGUCUGCAUUAGCAGGAGAUUGGAAUAGGGAACUGGAGUUGGGGAUUUGAACCUAGGAAUGAGACGAGUGCAUCCUAACUGCUAGGCUAAUUGCCUGCUCCCACAAUCCAUCUUGCUAAAACAUAAGAGGGAAGGAAUUUGUGGAGCUACCUUGCAGGCAGUCUUAUUCAUGAUAGGAAAUACUCACUUUCCACAAAGAGGAGCCAACUUGUUCAAAUACAUCUGCCUCCUCUUCAGCUCACAGUCAUGUUUUGUCACCUUCAGGGCGCUUCUGGCUGGCAAAUUGGGAAUGCAACACCAAAGCAACCAUCGCUUCUAACGGGUGUAGACACUGGGAAAUAUGUAUGGAACAAGGAAGUGCAGCAUUCCUGAGCAGCCAGUCUGAACCCUUGAUCCACAUAGAGCUGAUGUUGGGAACGAGAUGUGCUGGGGUUUGCAGUCAAUAGCUGAAGGCUGGUACUCCAGAAGGCAGGGCCCAUCUACGGGAGAGUGACCAGCAUCGUGGCUGCCUGUGGGACAUCAGUGGGGGCCUUUCAGCAAAGCUGAAGCCUUUCCAUGCCACACGUUUCUAUCAAAUAGGAGCUGGUCCCAGCGUGCAGAACCUCCUGGGUUUUAGUAUGAACUGGUAAUGUAAGUGUGUGUGUGUUCAAUGACAGAAUAGCUUCCAGUCACACAUACAAAGUGUGUUUGUUCCCCAGGACAUUUCCAGCCCAAUUCUAAAUGUACAGAGACUGCUGUCCCUGUCUGAUCAGGAGCCGAGUCUGUCACCACCACCUUUUCUCACAUGUGGCCACACAACAUGGAGGCUUUGAGGUCUGAUCAGGGGCUUGUGGCCUCUGUGGCCCCCAAUCCCAUCCUCUCACUAUUAAGCAUUAUUAAAAGUAGAAAAAAAUGUGGCUUUUGUUUUUCAAUACUGUAAUGCACCAAACAUUCCUGCUUUUGAGCAGGUGAUGGCAGUGGAGGUAUGAGUAGAGAAGUGAAAGUUGAAGUAACUGAGACCAAUCUUAGUUUAAGCUGUCCACUCCACUGCUAGCCCCUACCCCUCACAAAUAGGACUCCUCUGCUCCCCACAUCCACCCCAGGAACUGUACCUUCCCCCACAGCACACAAUCUCCAGCAGGGCAGGGAAGACCCAGCCUGAGGAGGGUAACAUCAUUUUCUCCAGUGACUCUUGCUUAGCUCUUAAAGUCUCUCCUGAGAAAAGUGACAUUCUGGGGCCAGCGCUAUGGCGCAGCGGGUCAAGCCACCACCUGCAAUGCCAGCAUCCCACAUGGGCGCCGGUUCCAGUCCCAGCUGCUCUACUUCUGAUCUAGCUCUCUGCUAUGGCCUGGGAAAGCAGUGGAAGAUGGCCCAAGUCCUUGGGCCCCUGUGCCCAUGUGGGAGACCUGGAAGAAGCUCCUGGCUCCUGGCUUCGAAUCAGCACAGCUCUGACUGUUGCAGCCAUCUGGGGAGUGAACCAGCAGAUGGGAGACCUCUCUCUCUGUCUCUGCCUCUCCGGCUCUCCUUCUCUCUGUGUGUAACUCUGCCUUUCAAAUAAAUAAAUAAAUCUUUAAAAAAAAGUGACAUUCUGACAGUGGGCUUCUAGAAUGACUUCAUUUUUAGCUUUUUAAACUCCACUGCUACCAUGAAAAAGGGACAUGGGUGAAUUAUAGAAUGGAGGUAAAGAUCCCUGAAUGAAUUCAAUUUUCAAAAAUUGUUCUAUUUAUUUGAGAGGAAGAGAGAGAGAGGAAGGGAGAAAAAGAGAGAGACAGAGACACACACACACACAUGGAGAUUCCAUUCACUAGUUCAGUUCCUAAGUGCCUGCAGUGGCCAGGCCAUGGCUGGAUCAGGCUGAAGCCUGAGCUUGGAACUCAGUCUGGGUAUCCCAUGUAGGUGGGAAGGACCCAAGUGCUCGAGGGAUCACUUGCUGCCUCCCAGGGUGCAUAUUACCAAGAUGCUGGAAUCACAAGCAGAGCCAGGGCUCAAACCCAGGCACUGAGCUGGGAAGCAGGCAUCCCCAGUGGCAUCUUAACUACUGCCCCAAACACCCACCCUCCCCUUCUUGUGUUCCAGUAGCACCUCCCGUAUUUGGAUCUGCAGCACUCCCAAUUGUGAUCAUUAAGGCAGGGCUAGUGAUGAAGGAAGAGUUGGUUAAGCAAAUUGACCAUGUAAACAAGAUUAGAGGUGACACAUUGAGGCUGUUUAAAGGCCUAUUUACCUCCAACUGCCACUUGCUAAUUGUCCAUCACUCCACUUUUUAAAAAGCCUGUUCCUUAGAAACCUCUUCCCCAGCAGCCAUCACUUAGCCUCCUCUGGUUACUGCAUGUGUGCCUGUUCCCAAAUGAGGAACACUGCGCUGUCACACGGUGAUGGUGAGAGUGCUCAUACCACUAACAGGACAGACUGUUCCCUGCCUGGCCCCUGUGCUAUCUCAUGUAUUCCUCCCAACCACUCUUUGAUGGAGGCUGUUGAUAAAUUACCCCCAUUUUACAGAUGUGGAAACUGAUAUAGAGCUAAGAUGGCUUGUCCAUACUCACACAACUAGUAAGUAAGGAAGCCUGGUUCUCAGUCUCCAGGUGGAUUGUCAACACUGUGCUCAACCCCUUUGCCAGACUGCCACAUAUAUUCAAACCACCGGAAAAGGACCAUAUAGACCAUAAGCUCGCAAACUAAAAAGCUUUCUCCAAGGAAGACACAACACCUAAGUAAAUAAGGCAGAGCUGGCUGGAGGAAGCUGGGCAUACAGCUGGGGCAGCAGAGAGGAAGGAGGACCAGGGAGCUAGCACAACAGCACCAAGAGGUUUGCCUGUGGAUGGACCUUGUAGAAGAGUAAGGAGGACUCAGCGUGGGAACUAGCGGAGGGGUGCAGUUCCAGGAGCAGAGGCAGACAAGUCCUCCCCAACAUGUGGGACCCAGGAAGUGGCUCAGCAACCUGAACACAGCACUGAUGCCAAGAAGCACAGGGAAAAGGUUGAAAACCGCAGCCUCUACUUGGAGCCUUAAGCUCCAUUCCUUUAUAUUCUAUAAUUCACACAUCCUAUGGGGAUUCCAACUACUUUUCUCUUCCAGGUAGAUAAAUUUUGCAAAUUGACUCUACAUCUUGGACUUUUUCUUUGGACAAAGUAACUCUUGUCUCUGAACUUUUGGAGCCUUAUAAGAUAUCUUAUUAAAAAAAUAAAACUGUUGUGAUCAAAUAAGUUUAGAAAGUGGUUCUUACUGAAUCGCUGUCUUAGCUACAUGCGCACACAUUUACUAAAGGGCUGAGACAUCCUGCAGUAAAACAGACUUCAGUCCUCCCUUGUAUCCGUGGGAGACGGGCUGCAGAACCCUCCACAGAUGUCUAACCUCACAGAUCCUGAAGGCUCUUGUGUCAAAUGGUGUAGUGUUUGCAUUGAACCUGUGCACAUCCUCCUCCUCUCUCUGCUCUAGAUUACUCUGAUACGGUAAAUGCCGUGUAAACACUUGUGAUACUCUGAUGUCUAGGGGAAUAAUGACACGAAAAAGUCUUACUUGUUCAGUACAGAUGCAGCUUUUUUCCCAAAUAUUUUGGAUUCGCUGUUGGUUAAAUCUGCAGAUGCUGAAUCCAUGCUUACAGAGGGCUGACUGUGUUCCAUUUAGUUUGCUAAACUUAUUUGCUGCAGAAUUCUUUUCCACCUGUUAACAUCAAUUAACAUCUUAUGAAACAGUUUGCAAAUACAGCUUCACUUUAGAUUCAAAGAGAAAAAGGCAGAGAAACCUCCUCCCCUUCUUACCUGGAUGAGGUCACUGCUAAUUCCUGACCCCAGCCUCCCCAGAUAUGCCUGUUUCCAUAGGCCAAAGACCUCAGCUCUGUUCGGCCUUUGACCGCACAUAGCCUCUCCCUUCUCCUAAAGUUCACGUGCAUUAGAGCAUGGGUUCUAUGCCAUUCGGUCCUCAGCGGACUUAUUCAUCAAGAGAGAGGCAGCACUAAGACAGCUGUCAUGUGCUGUCGGAGUGCCUACUACAGAGCGACUCAGACUCUAGCCAUGUCCUGGAAAGUCCAGACAGCACAGACCCAAAUACAAUAGGGCCAGUGUGAUGUCACAGAAAUAGUCCACAGAUGCUGAUCAUUUUUUUUUUCCUUUCCCGUUCUGUUGAAGAUCAGGCUCUCUUAGACACCUAGAGAGCAUGGAGUCUGGUACUCAGCUCUGUGUGCUCACCUUCCUCUCCAUGUACAUUUCAGUUUGUUCAAUCUCAUCACCACCACCACCUCCUGUUCCUGAUCAGCUCACAAUUCUUACACAUACGGUAGUUUGGGGCAGACCAUACUCUUUCAGCCCAACCUCUCCCAGUUCUGAAAACUUCCCAUUUCCUCUUUGUUCUUAUCAGAACAUGGAGACAAUCAUGCAAAAUGCAUUGCUUCUCAAAUCAAUGCUUUCCUGAGUCUCUGUCCAAGAACAUGAUGGUCCAGCUGCUGGGGGAGACAGCAGAGCAGCCAUGGGCUCGUGAUGUCUGGGUGUGUUGUGAUGAGAGUGUGGUGUCCUCGUGGGAAUCUCCAUGGGCCCCACUUGGGCAAGUUAACAUGCCAGCGGCUUUUCUGGAACAUUCCAAGCCUCAGACACCCAUUCCUCUCACCCACAUAAUUAAUUUUCAGAUUGCAGCACAGAUAAAAGAAAAACAGCUUCGAACUCCUCAGAGCCUCCUGUGGGCACACAGUGAGGUUUCUUCAUAAAGAGGCUUCUUUUGCCAUGCUAUGCUGAGGAGCCACGAGUGGAGAUCGUAGCCCGGAUUUACUCAUCAAUAAGUGUCUGCACAUGGAGUUUUGGAAGUCCUAGGCGAGGUUUAGGGCUCUGUAACUUGUGAUGUUAAUAAAAUUCUGGGCCUUUUUCUGCACAGAGUUUGACAGCUUCCAUUAGAUUCUCCCACAAGUCUGUAGGCCACUGAAGGAAAAUGGGAAAGGAGGAGCCGACCACGUUCCCCCUCUAGAGAUCCUCAGAUGUGUGUGUGUGUCUUUAAUUUCUAUUAUCUGCUGACAUGGAUACCCUGGCUAUUUUGUCUUUAAAAUUCGACAACUCCAGCUGUCUUGAAAGAGGUCAGAAGUCCUGGAGGCUGUACACUGUCAUUCCUGUGUGGCGACAUUUGGUGGGCCUGACUGCUGUGCACUCUAAAGAAGAUGGUACUGGCUACAUCACCUCCAUCCCCACUCGGAGGCUUUGCUCACUCCCUUCCCAGCCAGGGCCCCUGGGGUGCUGCAGUUGGAACCCCUAGAGUCUGGGUUAAGAAGUGCUCUUAGCUACCGACUGCCACCUAAAAUAGCUUUGUUUCAGAACUUUAAAUAUGGUCCUAAGUGGCGGUUCCAUCUGACAGAUCUAGCACAUUCCUUAUAAGAUCUUAGCAGUGUUUGGGUACCUAAACAAAAAAUCUAGCCACCCAAUGGGAUGUUUUUAGGGCCCAGCUAUAAAUACUGGCCGGACCUAUUGACCAUAUUAGCAGUGUCAGCUCUCUGCUUUACUGUGAGUCAUACUGACAUUGCCUAAGCUUAUCUGGCUAUACUGUGAGGGACUUUUCUUGAAUUUUCUUGUAGAAUUCACAAGUAGACUUGCCUCUUUAGCCAUGGGCUUAAAACUGCCGCAAUCUUUAGAAAGGGUACCUGGACCCCAUUCCAGCCGGAAUAAAAAUGUCCUUGAAGAGGCAGGGCCCUGCUGAGCAGUCACACUGCAAAGACCCCUCCCCUCCCCCCUUGCCUUUUGCGUCACCACGUCUUCAAUGCUCAAGUUCAGACUUGGAUUAAAAUACAGAGCUCCUGGCUUUAGUCAGAUCUAGGGUUCAUUUGAUUCUUGGGGGGACUGCAUUUUGUUCUGAUCUCAAAUCUUUCAGGGGGUUUAAGUUGGUCUGCAUUUGGCAAAAGACAACUUCCUGUUUCUAAGAAAAAAAGGCUUAUGAGGGCUUACAAAAAGGACUCCAGGAGCUUUUGGCCUGCAAAGGGGCUCUUGCAAAACAACAUUUGGAUGAUUUACGUGUAAAUGAAUCAGAAACAUGUGGAUUGAAUUUCCUUGUGAAUACAGAUGGGUUUAAAAAUUAACGGAAAAAGUGUUUGGCAAAAUACUUUUUGGUGUUUGUUCUAAUUGAAUCUAAAACGUCAGGGCGUGUGGUGGCCUCAGGGUGCAGAGCCCCCACCUCCUGGCCUCCCUGUGUCCCCUGCAGGAUUUGUAGUAGUGGGGUUCACUUAAACAGACCCAUUCCUCUAGACAGGAUCGUUAGUAAAUGAAGAGGGCCACUUCCUAAACACAGUCAUCACUGACAAGAACAUUAAUUGAAGUUUAGGACUGCCAGUAAAAAGAAGGCAGGAAGUUUUCCCUGCUUGACAGGAUGCUGAGCCGUUGUGGUGAGUCCAAUAUGGCUGCCUCCUGAUUGUAAUGUAAGAAUCUCUCUCCCCUUGAUGUAGUUCAGAGUUGCCGCUUGCUCCACCUUCACGGUCUUAUCGAUAUCCCAGACUUCCCCACAGCCUUGUGUGAAAUGUGCCUGUUGGGUAUAAGAGAAAAGAGAGGCCCAGAGAAGUUAAACACUUAACACAAGGUCACACAGCUAGUUUAACAGCACAAGUGAUAUGCAGCUAACUCCUACCAGGAACCUAAGCAAAGGACUUCACAUAUUUGUUAUUUUAUUUAAAUUUCCAACAACCUUAAACCAAGUGAAUAACUGCAUUAUCUAGCCAAGGAGAUUGAAGUUCAAGGAUCCGAGUGGCUAUGGCCCAGGGAAAACCAGAGGUGGGAAGGCUGACCUACCUGACUCUCUUCUCUCCAUAUACCAGUAGGUUUAGCUGCCUAAGUCUGAACCCUUCAAAGAGCCGUCCUGUUUCCCAGGAUCUCACUCUAGUUUUCCUAGGCUACAAUUUUCUAGGAAGCAUAGUCAGAACAUUCCAGAAACCAGGAGCAAAGCAGCGGUGAAGACCUUCCGCAGCUUCAUGCCAACUUGUCUCCCCCUCCCGCUCUGAGCUUUCCCCCAACUCCACAUUCCCAGUGAGCAGGCCUGCCGUAGUAGCGGCUGUGUUUCCUACAGCCUGAGGGCUGAUGCGAAGGCAUUCAGAAGGCUGCCCUGUGGCUCCAUUUUUGUGCACAGCAAAGUCGUAGGUGGUGGUGUUAUUGUUGCUUUUAGAAAAUUACUGGCAAAUGGGAUGGACCAAUUUAUAUUCUGGAUGUGAAGUCAGGGCCGGGAGGUGAUGUGGGUAAGAGGGACAGAUUGAAAAUUCUCACUGUUUUGCAAAGUUUGGGGCUGUAACUUUCCCAAUGGUAUUCAAACUAUUUAACUUUCCAGUCAUGUUUUUAAAUUGCAAUCAGAUUUGGAGUGAUGCUUAGGCUAUUCUGUUCUGAUGGAGAUACAUAUGCAUGCUGAUAUACUAUAAUAUUUAAUACAGUACAUAUAUGUAUUAUAACAAAAACUUACUCCAGAGAUGAUGAGAGCACGUGUGUGGGUAAUAUUCAAUCAAUGUAGAUGUGUGUGGGUGCUUUUUAUUUUUUUUCCCCUCAGUGAGAAGUUUGAAUGCUAAGCCAUUGACUUCUGUCUUCUCUUU